Messenger RNA from Amaranthus tricolor (Joseph's coat), 1338 nucleotides. RefSeq names its product zinc finger BED domain-containing protein RICESLEEPER 2-like. NCBI's taxonomy places the organism in Eukaryota, Viridiplantae, Streptophyta, Magnoliopsida, Caryophyllales, Amaranthaceae. Gene Ontology annotation, molecular function: DNA binding; protein dimerization activity. Bases 1 to 1338 code for a protein of 445 amino acids. The record is from RefSeq and is a predicted model, not a curated record. The transcript is spliced from 2 exons.
AUGACCAUUACUGUUUACAAUGCUAGUUCUAAUGACACUGCAAUUGCUUAUUUAAAAACAAGAGUCAAAACGUGGGGAACUAGUGUGUUGAAUGGAGAAUAUUUGCAUGUAAGAUGUAUUGCUCAUAUCAUGAACUUAGUGGUUAAUGAUGGUCUUAAAUUAGUUACUGAUGCUGUUUGUCGAGUUCGAGGUGCUGUUAAAUUUACUUUAUCUUCUCCAUCUAGAAUUGAAAAGUUUUAUAAGUGUGUUUCGGAUGAGAAGAUUCCAUCAAAAAACAUGUUGUCUCUUGAUGUGGUCAUACGGUGGAACUCAACUUAUUUGAUGUUAAGCAUUGCUUUGAAGUUUAUAUUGGCAUUUGAGAGGUAUGAUGGGGAAGAUCCAAAUUUUCAUGAGCAUCUUCUAGAUCCCCAUGGUUAUGGGAAUGGUUUAGGAAAGCCUACUACUGAUGAUUGGGACCAAGUGAAGAACUUAGUUCAAUUAUUAGAAGUGUUUUAUAAUUUAACUUUGCGUGUGUCUGUUUCACAAUAUGUUACUUGUAAUGGUUGUUUUGAUGAUAUAACUGAUGUUGAUUGUUUGCUAAAAGAAUGGUAUGAAAGUCCUGAUUAUGAGUUUAAGGAAAUGGCAAAGAGAAUGAAAGAGAAGUGUGAUAAGUAUUGGGGGGAUCCUAAAAAACUAAAUGUUAUGCUAUAUAUUGCUGCUGUACUUGAUCCUAGAUAUAAAUGGAAAACUGUGGAAUUUGGGAAAAGACAAAUGUACACAAAAGAUAAUGAUGCUUCUGUUGUUUGUAUGCGGGUAAAGAAUGCCCUUUGUGAUUUAUAUGAUGAAUACAAAGGCUUUUAUUCCACAUCCGCAACAACGAACCAAAGUGAUGGUGCUUCAAGUUCUAGCAAAGAUGUAGAACCUAGUCUUCCAAAAAAAGGACUUAUGAGAUCUAAGUUUAAAAAACUCAAAAAGUCUCUUGAGGAUGGGGAAUUGACUAAAACAGAGGUGGACAAGUAUUCAGAUGAGGUUACAGAAGAAGAUGUAGAUGGCUUUGAUAUUUUUACAUGGUGGAAAAACAAUAGUUCAAGGUUUCCCAUUCUUUCUCUUGUAACUCGUGAUAUGCUAGCCAUUCCUAUAUCCACAGUUGCAUCGGAAAGUGCCUUUAGCACUGGAGGUCGAGUUCUAGAUUCAUUUCGAAGUUCAUUAAGUCCAAAGAUGGCAGAAGCUCUUAUUUCUUGUCAAGAUUGGCUUCGUGCUUCUUCUCCAAAAGUUGAGGAGUGCUUGGAGGAUAUAGCACAACUAGAGAACGAGUUAUCGAAGAUCAAUUUGACUCCUUCAGUUAUUGACGUUCCUUGA